ACAACUAGGGCUCGUCCACUGUACUGACAUCAGGCUAUACAUGUACUGUGGCAGGUUCUGUAGAUUGUCAGGGAGUGUUGCCACCUAUAACUGGGUUAACUUCAACUGAAUUAUCACCAAGCGGUCAGCUGGCGAUGACCCUGUGACAUCCUUCAGAGUCGGGCGGAGCUUGAGCAGAUUACAGAGACCCCGGGGGAAAGGGGUGCGGACACACGACCCACCAGACGCCAUCAGACCCAUAGAUGCGACUCCGGAGCCGUGUCGUGUCAAUAACAACACUAAAAGCUCGAACCUGUUGCUACUGCGCCGCAGCAAAUACAUCUUGACUGACGUCCGCAGUGGUCGAGGAUACCCAUCGACUACGACAGAUGCGUUGCUGGUGUGAAGACAGUGUCCUUCGGUGGUUUAUGGAAGUGUGAGUCAUAGGUGGAUGACAGACUUUGUCAUCGUGUGUCAUCAUCACUUGUGUCAUCAUCUUCAGAACCGAGAGCUUCUGUUCCGUGGAUCCCUUGACUUACAGCAUCACAGUGAUUGUUCCACAACCCAAGACAAAUACAGGAACCACACCGGCAUCUAAAUGGUUGAGGAAGCUACAUAUAUCUACAUCCCGUUUCAUUGAAACGCUCAAAUCUGCCCAAAAUUGUCAACAAAACUCACAGGCCACCACACACAUCUUAACGUCAUAUACUACAGAAAUCUAUUGGCGUUCAUGAAACCAGAUCAUCUCUGUAUCUUAACAUCUGAUGACCAGAAGUCCAUAGCUGUAGCUGAAGCACAGACCGUCAAACAGGACAACCCACAGAGCAUCCAACAGACCAGCCCACAGAACAUCCAGCAGAACAUCUCACAGAGCAUCCAACAGACCAGCCCACAGAGCAUCCAACAGACCAGCCCACAGAGCAUCCAACAGACCAGCCCACAGAGCAUCCAACAGACCAGCCCACAGAGCAUCCAACAGACCAGCCCACAGAGCAUCCAACAGACCAUCCCACAGAACAUCCAGCAGAACAUCUCACAGAGCAUCCAACAGACCAGCCCACAGAACAUCCAGCAGAACAUCUCACAGAGUUCGACCAACAGUUUGAGAUGGAGUCGAGUUGGAUGACUGCGUCUGUGAAGAACAUCCAGCGACAGAGGCAGCUGGAGCUGGAGCUGAUUGACAUAGAGCGGCGCUGGCAUAUUGAGCUGAAGGAUAUCACGCGCCAGCGCCUCGGGGUCAUCUACGACCUCAACAGAUACAAGAAACUACGUCGUGCCGCCGACUACACCAGCGACGACCUUAGCGGACAGGAGCUCCGGAAAUACACAAGGGUGUGCCAGCACAAGAUGAUAGAACAGAGAACGAGUCGGCGCCGGGCUCGCAAAUUUGAUUUCUCUGGAGACCGUGUUGAACGCAUGAACAUUCAACUACCCCCUAUUAAUGUAGAGACUUGCCCUGAAAAGCAGGCCGCCAUGGAGUCUGUGACGUACAGCGACCUGAACAGACAGAGGGCAAGCUUUCAGAAAGGAGCCAGCGAUCUUAAUCAAUACCUUAUGCGUAUUGUCCGGAGGAAGAAUCGCCAUAAGUCUGAAGAUGCAGAUGACGAUGAAGAGGAUGACGGAACGGAUGACGACCUUGAGAGUUCCCAUUCACCCUCGCCAAUCAGUCGACAGAACAGCCUGUCGGUAGACUCCACAUUACAAGGGAGGAGAAGCGUCACCCCCCACCUCCUCCCUCCCAUCAUGGAGACCCCAUGCCAUACGGGUAUACGUUAGAUACUGUGUAGCAUGGAAUUUACUGGAAGCGUUACCCUGUUCACAGAUACAAUUGCGAUUUCACAAUUGCGAUGAUCACAAUGCCUUUACCUCGACUGUGGAGCAUAAUGCCCUUUAAGUGAUAUAACGGGUUGAUGUGAAUUAACCUCAUAAUACACCUUGGACAGAGUAACAGCAUCGUCACACAGAGAUAUUGAGCCCUAAGCCUAAUACCUCGGUACCUGUGACGGUCUUACGUCAACUCUUCAUGUGGCGCCACCUUGCUAAUGACGUACUUGGUGCCCCACACUGUGAUAGCAGCGUCUGCAGCUGUACCUUGACUCUGUGAGUGUUAGAUGGAUGGAUUAUUAAGGAUUACUGCACGACGGAUGAGAGACAGAUAAGACAGACAGGGAGAGUGAGCGCGCACACUGAUGUACACGCAUGCACGCAUGCACGCACGCA
Molecule: messenger RNA, 2199 nt
Organism: Haliotis rufescens (red abalone)
Lineage: Eukaryota; Metazoa; Mollusca; Gastropoda; Lepetellida; Haliotidae
Exons: 2
Coding region: 1087-1755 (222 amino acids)
Source: RefSeq, a predicted model, not a curated record